GAGUCACCAAAAAAAGCUCAGAGUCUUUGUAGUAGCUACAUAACUAUGAAGAAACAAUACCAAGCGAAAACUAUAUGAGGAAUAAUAUCCUCGAUUGGUUAUUCUCUUUUCUUCUCCAGAUAGAUCAGAUUUGAAUACCACUUCCAUCCUUUACUACAUCAAGAAUCGGAUUGAAACUCCCAUAUUCAAAUUCAAUCAAUCAAAGUAGCAACAAAAACUAACACUUCAAAAGCCAGAGCUUCCACCGCCUUCAUGCCGCCAACACGAAUGGUUGUGUACAGCUGUACACACGAGCUUCCAGACACCGAAGCUUACGUACAGCGGGCCCAGGCCACACCCUACCAAUACCGAAGCCCAAUCGUCAGUCGCUUGAAGAGAGCCUUCAGCUUGAACGAGACCAUCAGACGACCAAGCAUGGAUCUUUGCCCUGUUUGUAAGGCGAAGAACCGCCAGCGCCCUCUAGCAGCACCGCAAGCGAAACCAAGCUUACCUCCUCGCGGCCAGACCUUCCAAGACAACACACAUCCGGUACACGCGCCUUCAGGCUCAACCGACUCUCAACCCCAAGUUCCACCCGACGUACCAGCUUUCGAUCAACCUCCGCAUGCAGCCACUUCUCCACCUCAAGCCAACGCGCAUUUGGCGAACAUGACUGACGGUCCACCCGACUUGCCAGUUCUUCAAUUCCCCGUCAUAACUGGGUAUCAGUCACAAGCUGACGCACAAUUAUGGAAGAUUCCCAACGGCCCAUCCGACUUACCAAGCUCAGACAUUCUCAAUCGGGGAUGGAACGCAAUGAGACGCCGAGGUGCCCAUCAGCGAAACUUUCCAGAACGGGUGCUUCAAAGGAGGGCAACCGAUGCUCCACGCAGAUCGUCCCCAGAACCGCCGGAGGUUCCUCCAAAAGACGAAGGUGUGCAUCCCCGGGUGAACGCCUGGAUGAAAAAGCAAAUCACCGAGACUCUCAAGAAGCAUCACGACCGAAUCACCCAGCCACAAGCACUCGGGUCAUCCGGAGCCAGACCAAGGACACCCGUUGUCUUGAUUCCUGAUCCUCUGACUUUGACUCCUUCUACCACUCGUGGUGAGGACGGGCCACCGGAUGACGGGAUGAGGUUUCCCAAGUGGUUUUGAGUGACCGGUAACGGAGAGGGAGUGGGGCUGGACCUGGCUUACCUUCGAACGAACCACGGACUCAGGACCAACGUACUCAUAAUUUGUUUUUGGAGUUUUGUUUA
Botrytis cinerea B05.10 is the source of this 1238-nucleotide messenger RNA. RefSeq lists its product as hypothetical. The coding region runs from base 253 to 1134 and encodes 293 amino acids. Lineage: Eukaryota; Fungi; Ascomycota; Leotiomycetes; Helotiales; Sclerotiniaceae. The transcript has a single exon. The record is from RefSeq and is a predicted model, not a curated record.